This is a messenger RNA of Amphibalanus amphitrite, 4211 nucleotides long. RefSeq lists its product as uncharacterized. The record is from RefSeq and is a predicted model, not a curated record. NCBI's taxonomy places the organism in Eukaryota, Metazoa, Arthropoda, Thecostraca, Balanomorpha, Balanidae. Gene Ontology annotation, biological process: DNA integration. Gene Ontology annotation, molecular function: nucleic acid binding. Bases 324 to 3608 code for a protein of 1094 amino acids. The transcript is spliced from 4 exons.
UGGAGGCAGCCACCCUGCUGUCACUAGCCGGCGCCCGUCUGUGUACACGGAGGCGCGGGGCACCGGCCCUGGUCUACCCUCCGGGGCAGCUCUGCACUCAUCUGAGCUUAAGUGCUCUUUCUGCGAACCUCAGAGCUGUGGCGGUUCCAGCCAUAUGUGCCCCCCUCGCGCGUCCACUUCUGCCGGCCUCUGUUCUGGAUCAGCUUGAUGGUGUAGUCCUGGCUGACCCGCUAGAGAGUGAGAGUCUGCACAUCGACAUUCUGGUCGGUGUUGAUCAGUUCUGGCAACUGGUAAGUGGGGAGACGCGAGUACUGCGAGAGGGUAUGGUGGCUCAGAGAACUGUGUUCGGCUGGGUGCUGAGCGGUCAGGUGAGUGGCGUAGAUGACCACAAGGGUGGAUGUCAGCUCCUGUGUCUGGGUGACAUACAUGAGUCGGCGCUGCGCCGUCUGUGGUCACUGGAGGGAGUAGGUGUGACGGAUGUGACCACUGGUGAUGAGUCUGAUGUGAUGACCACGUUCGAGUCCACUGUGGAACGAUCAGCUGAUGGUCGUUAUGUGGUGAAACUGCCAUGGAAGGAGGGUGCAGUUGACCUGUUGCAGGAUAACCGAGCUAGUGCUGAAAAGCGGCUGACUGGUCUGGGACGUAAGCUGGAGCGGGACCCUGACCUGCGUGCCUGUUAUGAUGGUGCCCUGUGUGAGAUGGAGGGGGCUGGGGUGAUUACAGAGGUGCCUGUGGAGGAGCUGGUAACCCAGAACCCUACAUUUUACCUGCCCCACCGUCCGGUAGUCAAGGAGAGCAGCACCUCUACUAAAGUCCGCCCAGUGUUCGAUGCGUCCGCUCGUGGGCCUAACGGUGUCUCUUUGAACGAUUGCUUGGAGGUGGGACCCUGCCUCCUGCCUAACCUGCUGGAGGUUCUCCUGCGUUUCAGGCGUUGGCCGUUCGCAGUGACCGCUGACAUCACGAAAGCCUUUCUGCAGGUCGGUCUGAGUGUCGAGGAUCAAGACACCCACCGUUUCCUGUGGGACUGUGACGGUCGUGUGCGUGUGAUGAAGUCACAGAGGGUCAUUUUUGGUGUCAGUAGUUCUCCCUUCCUCCUAAGUGCUACGAUUAGACAUCAUUUGUCUCUGUACCCUGAUUCUCCUGCCAUUCGUGAGAUGCGUGAGAAUUUCUAUGUGGAUGACCUGUUGUCGGGUGCCAACAGCGAGAGUGAGGCCUCCGCGCUGCUCUCAGAGGCUCAGCGUGUGAUGAGAGAUGCCCACAUGAUGUUGACCAAGUGUCGCUCUAACAGCCCCCUGUUGUUCGACAAGGCGCAGGGUGUGUUUGGUGAGAGUGAGCAUGUGAAGGUGCUCGGUGUGAUCUGGAACCCGACUGAUGACCUGUUCGCAUUCCAGGGCGUGUCACUGCCUGACGACAUUGUUCCCACAAAAUGUGUCGUUCUCAGCUUUGUCGCACGCAUGUUCGAUCCCCUUGGAUUCAUCAGCCCGUUUGUGAUGACUCUGAAAUCUCUCUUCCAAGAGCUGUGGCAGCUGGGGUUGCACUGGGAUGACCCGCUGCCGGAGUCCUGUCGUGACGUGUGCCCCCGUGGAGGUGACGUGUGUUCCCUUGGUGGUGAUGUGUACCGAGCUGGUGGUGAUGUGAGCACGCCUGUGUGCUCACCAGGCGGUACCGUGCGCACGCCUGUGUGCUCGCCUGGCUGUGCUGUGUGCACGCCUGUGUGCUCGCCUGGUGGUGCUGUGUGCUCGUCCGGCGGUGCGGCGUGCUCGCCUGGCGGGGCUGUGCGCACUCCCGGCGCAGCCGUGUGCUCGCCUGGCGGUGCUGUGUGCUCGCCUGGCGGUGCUGUGUGCUCGUCCGGCGGUGCGGCGUGCUCGCCUGGCGGGGCUGUGCGCACUCCCGUGUGCUCGCCUGGCGGUGCUGUGUGCUCGCCUGGCGGUGCUGUGUGCUCGUCCGGCGGUGCGGCGUGCUCGCCUGGCGGGGCUGUGCGCACUCCCGUGUGCUCGCCUGGCUGGGCUGUGUGCUCACCCGGCGCUGCCGUGUGCUCGCCCGGUGCUACCUUGUGCACACCGGACGGAGCUGUGUGUUCGUUUGACGAGAAGGUGUCUGAUCCUAUUACUGAGGAGAUGGUUGAAGUAGAGUCCUUCUGUUUGGUGACUUCACAGUUUGAGGAAGUAUUUCCUGUUGAACGCUGGGGUAAGAUGUCCAAGGCUGUCCGUGUGGCGGGCUGGGUCCGUCGAUUUAUACGGAACUGUCGUGUCCCAGCUGACAGGUGCAGUCUUCCUGAUCUGACGACUCUCGAGCUAGCUGACGCGAGGCUCGAUCUGCUGCGACAGGAGCAGCGGAAGGCGUUUUCUGGAGAAUGGAGCGCGUUGGAGAAGCGCCAGUCGCUGCCGAAGGGCUCGCGCCUGAUCGGUCUCGACCCGUUUAUCGCUGACGAUAGACUUCUCAGAGUGAGGGGUCGGCUGGAGUUCUCUGACUUGAUGUACGAGGAGAAGCACCCGAUUCUGCUGCCAAAAUGUCACUUGGCUGUGCUUUUGGCAAGAGAGCAGCAUGUUCUUCUGAAACAUGCGGGUGUCUCAACGAUGAUGACUUCGCUCAGAGGAGCGUAUUGGAUCUUGGGCUUGCGCUGCAUCGCCAAGGGUGUGAAGCGCGGCUGUGUCAGCUGCCUUCGUCACGAUUCUCGACCGUUCAACGAGGAGGCGGCGCCUCUGCCGGGCUGCAGAGUGACUCAGUCCCCUCCAUUCACAGUGACUGUUGUUGAUUUUGGUGGUCCCCUGUUCAGCGUCGAUUUUCCACGGAAGAAAUUUUACGUGUGCCUGUUCACGUGUGCUGUCACGCGUGCCGUUCACCUUGAAAUGACUGACGCCCUGUCGUUACCGGCAUUCAUGCUAGCACUCAGGCGUUUUUCAGCCAGGCGCGGUCUACCAAGGAUCAUGUACUCUGACAACGCACCUACUUUCAGGGGAGCUGAUAAGCAGCUGCAGCGUGUCUACAGUCAUCUGGCGCCUGAGUGGCGCUUCAUUGUACCGCAUUCGCCGUGGUGGGGCGGAUGGUGGGAACGGCUCAUCCGUUCCGUGAAAGUGGGCCUGCGCAAGUCGCUUGGGUCACGCUGUCUGUCACGGGAUGAGCUGGAGACUGUGUUGUUAGAAGUUGAGUGUUGUGUUAACUCCCGUCCAUUGACGUUUGUUGGUGAUGGACUGGACUCGAGCCCCCCGAUCACCCCGGCGCACUUUCUGACGGGCAGAGGGACCGGGUUCUCCUCGCGGGUGGUGGAGGACCCUGCCUGUGUGAAUGCGAAGGCGCUGACUGAGAGAGCUCGUGCGUGUGAGAAGCGUCUGGCUAGAUUUUGGUCUGUCUGGUACAAGGAGUAUGUCAGGACCCUGCCGCCUUCUGUCAGAAGGUUCAGGCCUCAAGGUAAGCUGUCCGAGGGCUCCAUGGUCAUGCUGCAGGAGGAUAACGUGCCGCGCAUGAGGUGGGUACAUGGCGUCGUCACGAGACUGAUCACCGGCCGAGACGGAAAGGUGAGGUCGGCAGAAGUCCGGACUCCGUCUGGUCUAAAAACCCGUCCCAUCCAGAGGCUUUUUGACCUCGACCCGCUGUCCUCUGAGCCGUGAACCGCUCACAUUCGUCGGCGGUGUUAGACCGCAGUGUUCGUCAGCAGUGUUAGUUUGUUUUUCUCUCGUCUGCGAUUACAGGCAAGGUAGUGUUGGGCGCCGACUGUAGAUGUCGCUCUGAGCAGUGAGGCGGCGUGCAGAGGACGCGCUGAGUUGACAGUUGCGUGUGGUGGCUCGCAGAGUGCAGGGUGCAAGUGGCCCUGGUGAUGUGACAAGUUUGAUGUCGUUUGCGUCGAGGUUGGCGUCUGUUUGUUUGAAGAGUGGUUAAUCGAUUUACGUUUGCGUUUGUAGACUGAUGCGUUUGACUCAGAUUCUCUGUCUGAAUCUGUCUGAAUUGAAUUAAGUGAUGCAGUCUUGUUCGCUGUGAACUAUGGAUCUGUCGUUGUAAGAUCGGUUCCGUACCUGUGUGAAACGCGCCCUCUGAAGUUCGCAUUUCAGGGGGGAGGAUGUUAUGGAAUUUAGUGAACGCUUCUCUUGGCAGCGAUUCAACGACUAUUUUUUAGCAGUGGUUUAGUGUUUCGACGGUCGUCGACGUGGCCUGAGAAAUGUGAUGUGGUGCGCAGGAAUCGUCUGAUUCAAUAUAUACGCAUUGAAAUGGCUUGA